UUAAAUGUUCGUUACUUCCCCUACCCCUUCUAAAGCCAUUUCAAUUCCUGGAGAGCAUUACACAUGUAUCUCAUCCUAGGCUUCUAGCCACAGCAACCUCACUACUCAUUUCCCCUGGAACUGAGGCUACAUACCUGGGCUCUCCACAGAGGGGAAUGAUGCAGGGAGGGGAAUCCCACCUGCUGUGAGUCACCUGCUAGUGUAAAGGGCGGGCCUUACAAUGCAGGGACCUUAAAAAGAGGGAGAAAAACAACGGAAGCAGCUCAGAAUCUCUGUGAAAAACAGAGAGAACCAGAACCAAAGCAGAUCAGACAGAAUUAGUCUCAGAGCAAGGGGAAGUGGGCAGAGAUUCCACAAGGACUAGUGCAGGUCACAGAAACAGAUUUGAGAAGUAGGCGACAUAAUGCUGGGGAUCAGAGCUGUGAUGCUGCUAUUGCUGCUGCCCUGGACAGCUCAGGGCUGGGCUGUGCCUGGGAGUAGCAGCCCUUCCUGGGCUCAGUGCCAGGAGCUCUCACAGAAGCUCUGCACACUGGUCUGGAGUGCACAUCCACUAGUGGGACAUAUGGAUCUACUGAGAGAAGAGGGAGAAGAAGAGACUACAAAUGAUGUCCCCCAUAUCCAAUGUGGGGAUGGCUGUGAUCCCCAAGGACUCAGGGACAAUAGUCAGUUCUGCUUGCAAAGGAUCCACCAGGGUCUGAUUUUUUAUGAGAAGCUUCUGGGCUCAGACAUUUUCACAGGGGAUGAUGGUCCUGUGGGCCAGCUUCAUGCCUCCCUUCUGGGCCUCAGCCAACUCCUACAGCCUGAGGGUCACCACUUGGAGACUCCACAGACUCCCAACCCCAGUCCCAGCCAGCCGUGGCAACGUCUCCUUCUCCGCUUCAAGAUCCUUCGCAGCCUCCAGGCCUUUAUAGCUGUAGCUGCCCGGGUGUUUGCCCAUGGAGCAGCAACCCAGAGCCCCUGAAGGCAACAGCUUAAAGAUGGCACCCAGAUGGACAUGGCUCAGCAAUGAUAAGAUAUAUCUAUCGACCCACACAACUAUGAGCCAACAAGUUAAUUAGCCCACUAAUUUUAAUAGGACUUGCAUGUUGAAAAACUGCUAAUACUGACUUAAGAUGAUGACCUGUGACAAAGUUGCAUAUUUAUUAGCUGGAAAGAGAAAUUUUGGUACUAUUUAUCCUCAUGGGAACAGUUUGGAGAGGAGGAUUAUUUAUUAUAUUUAUAAGUAAUUAUAUAUUUUUUUCAAUAAAGAUUUAUUUA
Molecule: messenger RNA, 1257 nt
Organism: Marmota flaviventris (yellow-bellied marmot)
Lineage: Eukaryota; Metazoa; Chordata; Mammalia; Rodentia; Sciuridae
Gene: Il23a
Product: interleukin 23 subunit alpha
Biological process (GO): immune response; positive regulation of T cell proliferation; positive regulation of T-helper 17 cell lineage commitment
Cellular component (GO): extracellular region; interleukin-23 complex
Molecular function (GO): cytokine activity
Source: RefSeq, a predicted model, not a curated record